AUGGAGAGAUUUUGUUGUAUUCAAAACUCAGUUCUGCUUUCGUUUCUUCUUGUUCUGUUUUUCUUCCUCCCCAACUGUUUUGCUUCGAAUCAAAACGAUGAUGAUGAUAAACGGGUUCGGGUCCGGGUCGGGUUGGUUUUGGAUUUGGGUUCCGUGGAAGGGAAGAUAGUGAGAAGCUCUGUUUCCUUGGCGCUUUCUGAUUUCUACAAUAUUCACAAUGGUUACAAAACCAGAGUCUCUCUUUCAGUCAGAGAUUCUCAUGGAGAGCCUCUUCUUGGUCUUGCUUCUGUUGUAGAGUUGCAGCAAACAGGAGUGGAAGCUAUUAUUGGCGGGAACUCGUUGCUAGAAGCGAAGCUUAUGGCGGAACUUGGAGAGAAAGCUAGGGUUCCUGUGAUAUCUCUUAACUCUCCAAUGUCAUUGUCGUUGAGCAAUUACAGUCACUUUAUUCAAGUGACACAUGAUUAUGCUUCAGAGGCUAAGGGAAUCACAGCUUUUAUCAAUGGGUUUGAUUGGAACAGUGUUGCUCUUGUUUAUGAAGAUCAUGAUGAUUGGAGAGAGACUAUGCAACUUAUGGUGGAGCAUUUAUAUGAGAACAACGUUCGUGUACAGUCCAAGAUUGGUUUUACUGUCUCUUCAAGUGAGAGUUCUUUGAUGGAUCGGUUACAGAAGCUGAAGGACUUGGGAAGUACUGUCUUCGUUGUUCAUUUGUCUGAAGUUAUUGCAACUCGUCUUUUCCCAUGUGCUGAGAAAUUAGGGUUGAUGGAUGACGGGUUUGCUUGGAUUCUCACUGCUAGAAGCAUGAGCAGUUUACAUGAAUCCGCUGAUGAUUUCGCAAAGGAGACAAUGGAAGGUGUGGUUGGUUUCAAGUCUUAUAUACCACUGUCAAAAGAGCUUCACAACUUCACUUUGAGAUGGAGGAAAUCACUCCCUGUUGAAGAAGUUACUCGGUUGAGUAUCUCUGGCGUAUGGGCUCACGAUAUCGCUUGGGGUCUGGCUAGUGCAGCUGAAGUUACAAGGAUGCCAAAUGUAUCAUUAACUUUCCUUGAGGCAAUCACAGAGAGUAGGUUUAAGGGUUUGAGUGGUGAUUUCCAAUUGAAUGAUAAGAAGUUGUUGUCAAACAAGUUUGAGAUUGUGAAUAUGAUAGGAUCAGGUGAGAGAAGGGUAGGAUUCUGGAAUUCUAAUGGUAGUUUCAGCAAUAGAAGACAUUUAUCUUCUACUCAUAACAAGCUGGAGACUAUAAUUUGGCCCGGUGGGUCGAUCCAAAGUCCGAAAGGGAGUAUUUUAAGAGAGGGCGAUAGAAAAAAGCUGAGGGUUCUUGUUACAUCUAGCAAUAGAUUCCCAAGACUGAUGAAGGUAGAUGUUGAUCCAGUAACAGAUGAUAUAACAAAUGUUGAAGGGUUCUGUAUAGACGUCUUUCAAGCUUCCAUUGCACCUUUCAACUAUGAAGUGGAGUACAUACGUUGGCGCAAUGGAAGUAACUACAACAAUCUUGCAUAUGCACUUCAUAGCCAGAAAGACAAAUAUGAUGCGGCCGUGGGAGAUAUUACAAUCACUUCUAAUAGAUCGACAUAUGUUGAUUUUACGUUGCCAUUCACUGAAAUGGGUCUUGGAAUUAUAGCAGCAAAGGAGAGAAGUAUGUGGGUGUUCUUUGAACCUCUAACACCAGACCUAUGGAUAACAAGUGCAGCUUUCUUUGUCUUAACGGGUAUUAUAGUUUGGUUGAUAGAAAGACCUGAAAACAAGGAGUUCCAAGGAUCUUGGUCGGAACAAAUUGGAGUUGUGCUUUGGUUUGGAUUCUCUACCCUUGUUUAUGCUCAUAGAGAGAGACUAAAACACAACUUGUCAAGAUUUGUAGUUACAGUUUGGGUAUUUGUAGUGCUCAUAUUGGUAACAAGUUACACUGCAACAUUGACAUCAAUGAUGACGGUGCAACAAAUACGAUUCAACUCCAAUGAAGACUAUGUUGGUCAUCUCUCGGGCUCCCACAUCGCGAAUGCGGCCCUCACCAAUUCCAGCCUCCGGGCAAUGAAAUUACUAGGUCUCAAUACUUCAGAAGAUUAUGCUCAAGCUUUGUUGAACAAAACUGUGACAUAUAUUGUCAGUGAGUUGCCAUACCUCAAAGUCGUCCUUGGCGAAUACCCUGGACAUUUUCUAAUGGUCAAGACACAAUCUACCACCAAUGGUUUUGGCUUUAUGUUCCAGAAGGGCUCAGAGUUAACGCCUCUUGUCUCCCGAGAGAUCGCGAAGCUAAGGACAAGCGAGAGGCUAAACGAGAUGGAGAGAAGAUGGUUUGAUAAACAACUUCCAUACACAACAGAUGAUACAUCAAAUCCCAUAACCCUUUAUAGAUUCCGCGGUUUGUUUAUGAUCACCGGAGUUUCAUUCGCUUUCGCUCUUGCAGUACUUCUCAUUCUUUGGCUCCGAGAAAGAUGGGAACUUCUUAUGAACUCGGUCAAUAUAUUCCUCUCACAACGACUUAGACAUUUCAUGAUCCACUUCACAAGAUCUAUCCAUCCUAGUCCUCUUGAUAACCCCAUUGGCGAGAAUGCAGUUCAAAUGGCUCAACGUAACAGACCGUAAGUACUGAUUAACAUAGAGAGCUUAACGUGAUCUUUACUACAAGUGAAGUGGAUGUUCCUGUUCUAGUGCAUGACUCUAUAGCUUACACACAAGUGUUGUGAUGUGGUAUGUCUCUGACUCUGACUCUAACUCUGACCUUGCCGUUCUUCCUCCGCUGGUCCAUUAGUUCUUUGAUCCAAACUGGCUUACGAUUGUGACCAAUUUUGUAAAUCAUAGUGUGAUAAUUCAUAUUCAUAACGUCAUUAUGAGUCUUUUUUUUU
Messenger RNA from Capsella rubella, 2840 nucleotides. RefSeq names its product glutamate receptor 1.2. Gene Ontology annotation, cellular component: plasma membrane. Gene Ontology annotation, molecular function: glutamate-gated receptor activity. The record is from RefSeq and is a predicted model, not a curated record. Lineage: Eukaryota; Viridiplantae; Streptophyta; Magnoliopsida; Brassicales; Brassicaceae. Bases 1 to 2580 code for a protein of 859 amino acids. The transcript is spliced from 5 exons.